Molecule: messenger RNA, 2915 nt
Organism: Enhydra lutris kenyoni (northern sea otter)
Lineage: Eukaryota; Metazoa; Chordata; Mammalia; Carnivora; Mustelidae
Gene: PVR
Product: poliovirus receptor
Exons: 8
Coding region: 188-1441 (417 amino acids)
Biological process (GO): coreceptor-mediated virion attachment to host cell; positive regulation of T cell receptor signaling pathway; acrosome assembly
Cellular component (GO): plasma membrane; focal adhesion; extracellular exosome
Molecular function (GO): cell adhesion molecule binding
Source: RefSeq, a predicted model, not a curated record
UGGCGGGGGGAGAUCGGGGAACUUCCCACGCGCCUGCUCGCUCUGGCAGGCUGGGGUGCCUCGGGGUCUAGACUGCAGCUCCCAGUCGGCGGCGGCGGACGAGGGAGAAGGAGCCCAACAAACCAGGGAGGAGGCUCGUCCGGAGCGGAGCGGCGGAGCGGCGACCCAGCUGCGGGAGGAACCCAGUAUGGUGCUGCCGCCAGAGCUGCCGCCGUUACUGCUGUCGCUGCCGCCGCUGUUACUGCUGUCGCUGCCCUGGGUGCCCACGGAAGCCAGGACCGCGACGGUCGGCGUGCUGGCGCCCCGGGAGGUGAGCGGCCUCCUGGGCGACACGGUGGAGCUGUCCUGCAAACUGCCGCCGCUGGAGCACGAGGUGCAUGUGACGCAGGUGACAUGGACGCGGCAGGACGCAGCGGGGAACGAGCUCAACGUGGCGGUCUUCCACCCCAUACAGGGCGCCAGCUUCCCAGAGCCCGGCCGGUUGGAAUUUGUGGGCGCUAGGCCGGGCCUGGAGCUGCGGGACGGGUCGCUGGCCCUGCGGGGGUUGCGCGCCCAAGAUGAAGCCAACUACACCUGCCGCUUCGCCACGUUCCCCGAGGGCAGCAGGAGCGCACGCACUUGGCUCCGCGUGCUCGCCCAGCCGGAGAACAAGGCCGAGGCUGAGGAGGUUCCACUCAGCCCACUCAGCCCGGAGCCUGUGCCUGUGGCCCGCUGCGUCUCCAGUGAGGGCCGCCCCCCUGCCCAGGUCUCCUGGUCACACCUGGAUGGGAAGACCAAUGAGAGCCAGGUGCCAGGACACCAGCCUGGCACGUACACCGUCACCAGCUUCUUAAUCGCAACACCCUCAAGCCAGACAGAUGGCAAGCCUGUCACCUGCAGAGUGGAACACGAGAGCUUCAAGGAGCCCAUCCUGCUGCCUGUGACUCUCAAUGUGCCUUACCCCCCAGAGGUCUCCAUCUCCGGCUUUGAUGACAACUGGUACCUUGGCCGCAGGGAGGUCGCUCUGAGCUGUGACGUCCGCAGCAAACCGGAGCCCACGGACUAUGACUGGAGCACAACCAACGGGACCCUGCCGCCCUCUGCUGUGGCCCAGGGCUCACAGCUCCUGAUCCAGACCGUGGAUGAGUCCAUCAACACGACUUUCAUCUGCCAAGUCACCAACGCCCUAGGGACUGGCCAGGCAGAACUGCCCAUCCUGGUCAGAGAAGAACCUCCCAACCAGGCACCACAACAAGGCUUGUCUACUCUGGGCAUCGCUUUCCUGAUAGUGGGAGGCCUAGUCUUUCUGGCCCUGCUGGCCUUCCUGAUUCGUUUCUGGCUGUCCAGACGCUCCCGUCGCGACCAACACCGCUCCUCGGCUAAUGGCCAUGUCUCCUAUACGGUUGUUGCGGACAUCAUUGCCAGCUCUUCCGAGGAUCCACCGAAAGAGAACACAAAGUGACAGCGUCAGGACUGCUGGAGAGAGAGACUGGGGCCGGCAAGGGCAUGGACCUUGCAGCUGGACCCUGGCCCCAGGGAAGGAAACUCCCUCCAAAGAGACGGCCACCCUUCUCAGGCCAGACCUCAAGAAUGUCCCAUCCACCCUGCACUGCAGUGGCAGGUGCAAGUGCCCCCACGACCCCUCUCAGGUGCAUUCAUUCACUGGAAGGAAUCACAGCACUCAGGAAAGCUGGUGCACUUACGGUUACAGUUUAUUACAAUGAAGGGAUGAAGUUAACAGUCACGUGAGAAGCCGCACGGGGCACUAUUCGGGAGAGACCCUACACCAGCUCUCAGUUGCACGGACAGCACUGAAUUCUCCCAGCAAUGAUGUGUGACAACACACAGAGUCUCACCAACCAAAGACGCUCACCUGAGCCUCGUUUUCCAGGGUUUUUAUCCGGGGUACAUCAUUGCAGAUGUGGCUGACCAGCCAUGGAGCUGACCUUAGUCUCCAGCACCUCCACAGGUCAGGGCCCCCGCUAUGAAUCACACUGUGAGCAUAGACUCUCUGAUGCCGCCCACAACCCCAGGCAAAAUAAGACUCCCAUCAGCCAGAACACUCCAAGGGCUUAGGGUUACCUCCUGGAGCCAGGGGCAAAGGGCCCAAUCUCUCUUUGGGCAAGAUUAACCCCUUCCUGCCUCAUGGAGCCACACAGACUAUUCCAACUGCCAGAUAAUUUUUAUAAGAAUUUGACCUCUGGCCUUGAGCUUCGAAAUCUCUGUAUCCAUGGCAUCCCUUGGUUACAAGAAAGAGCUGCCAACCUUCGUCCAGAAGAGAACCCAAGUCUGGAAUUCAGCUGCUUAGAGCUGUUCAAGGAGCAGGAACGAUGGCGGACAUGAACUUGAAGGAUGUGAGAUCCUAGCACUUUCUGUCAAGACUCAGGCCACGGGAGAUCAUCUGUAGCAGCACGCUGGGCUGGACAGGAACCCGGGGAACGGGAGCUAGUCAUCCACCAAGGAAAGCAAAGUGUGAAAAACAAGAAGGAAGAGGUCCUGGGGGAGCAGAAGCUACAGCUGUUCAAGACACAAGACAGCCCUCAGACCAGGAAGGAUACAGCCCAAGGUCCCGGAGGCAGAGGUGCUCAGAUGCAACAGGUCUGUUUCCUAUUUUAUAACAGACGCUGAUCUCGGGAGCAGGAACCAGAAUUCCUCUUACAGUGAGACCUGUCUGUUGGGGAAGUACUUGGCAGGAUGUAAGGCCGUGGGCCAGGGUGCUAAACUGGAGAGUGAGGCAUGAGCUGCUGUGCAAGAGAAAACAAGUUCUUGGGGUCUUCUCUGGAUGGAAAGGAGAGUGUGAACAGAGAAGAAUGGGAGGAGUGAGGGGCAAGGGCGUGGCAAGGCCCAUAGGGCUCCACAGUGUCAGGGAGACGUUGCUGCUACAUAAACCCCUGUCCAUCCCCAGCCCCAAUAUUAAAGUUAAUUUAUUACAUCUG